GAGAGGAAACGAGCAGCAGCAGGCACUUUGCUGGCUCUUGGCUCCCUCGGGGGAAUUUUAUAUUGUUUAUAUACAUUUUUUUAGCCAUUUAGUAUCGUUUUUCCUACCAACUUUUAAUACUUUACUACAAUGGUUUUAUAGCAACAAAGCCUGGCAAGAAUUGGUUGUAGCCAGCUUGGAAACCCUUGAUUUUUUCCCUCCCUCUCCUUUCGACAAAGGCUGCCGAUGAGCCAGCAAGGAAGCUGAACUAGAUAAUUACACGACGUUUUUAUUUGCUAAGAAUAAAAUCCAGUGAAGUUAUUACCGAUGCACUGUCUUCCCUUAAUUUAAAAGCGACCUACCGUUGCUGCUGUCGCCAAAGCUAACGUUUCGUUGACGGAAGAGAGCAAAGCUAACGUUAACGGCAGCCAGCCUCAGGGAAGAAUGACGGCUGUUCAGCUAAUCAAUAUCCAACGGUUAUUGGAAGCUGCGGAAUAUCUUGAAAGGAGAGAAAGAGAGUGUGAGCACGGAUAUGCUUCGACGUUUCCAUCAAGCCAGAACACAAACUACCAGAGGCAACGAAAAUUCAGAAAUAAGAAGUUUAGCAGUAACCACAACAGGUCCACACAUAAUGAGCUGGAGAAGAACAGACGAGCUCACCUGCGGCUGUGUCUGGAGCGGUUGAAGGCCCUCAUACCUCUGGGACCCGACUGCAACCGCCACACCACCCUGGGCCUGCUCAACAAAGCCAAAGCACACAUAAAGAAACUUGAAGAGACAGACAGGAAGAGCCAGUACCAGCUGGAGUCUCUGGAGCGGGAGCAGAGGCACCUCCAACGUCAGCUGGAGCUGCUGAGGGGAGGCAGCAGUGCUGCGGCCCAGAGCAGCCCAGGAGAGGGCGAGAGGAUACGCAUGGACAGUGUGGGCUCCACCCUCUGCUCUGACCGCUCUGACUCUGACCAAGAGGAGAUCGAGGUGGACGUUGAAAGCACGGAGUUCUCCCAUGGAGAGCUGGACAGCGUCAGCACAGCCAGCACCAGCGACCUGGACGACCACAGCAGCCUGCAGAGCAUGGCCAGUGACGAGGGCUACUCCUCCUGCAGUGUCAAACUUGCCUUCUCCUCCUAGAGCUCCACACCAACUCCACCUCUACAACCACCACCUCCACUUCCCUGCCAAACCUGCCUGCCCUCCCAUCCGUUUGUCCAUUGAGCAACGUCUACAUACGUAUCAAGUCACAACCCACGGAGGCCACAGCUAAUGGCGUUCUUGUUGGCACCUUCUUUUGCUCCAAGCUUUUAGUUUCUUCCCUUCUUGUCCCCCUGUGGUGCUGGUGGCGAUGCUCCACUCAGAGCUCUUCCUCACCUCUGAACUUUGAGCAGACCCAACCAAUGCACACACCAGGGACCCCAACACCGAGACUGCCAGCUGGAUUUGAUCUUCUUUAUUAGGGAGAUUAUAUACUCAGUUAAUUUAAAGAGUACAAAACAGAAGUUUUUUAUCCCAAGCUUUGAAAAAUGAUUUUACCUCCUUUAGUUCCUGUAAAAAGUCUGAGUUUUUAAUACACACAACCCCUAAAUCAAUCCAAAAUGCACUUAAAUUCAUGUGAUAUUGAAAUGAUUCAGAUCUUUUGUUUGGUUUUCUCUCCUGUGGGUGAGUGUUCGAAUGUGAGUGUAUUAAGCCGAUCCUAUCUUAAUGUUGUCGUGUUGGGGCCUGGAUAAACAGGAGCACAUGUAAUCUGGACUAUAAUGAACACUGUGGGUGAACUUUGCCAUAUUGACGCAGCUUGGCCCUGAUAAACAUCUCCCCUCACCCCCUGAGUUUAAUUCCUUACCUUUUUGUUUUCAUUACCUCUGCUCUACACCGCAGAAGCUCGAACUGGUGCUAUUGUGAAACAAACCAACAGGGGAGCAGAUCAGAUCCACCACCACAAAGCUUUUAAAGCAAACAAAGUGUGGCUGCCGUGAUUGUUUCCAACAGAGCACGGAGGAAAAGCAACCACAAAAGAAGAAUAAAAAGCAUUCCUGUCGAAUGUGGGUGCUCAGUGCUUUUACAAAGAGUGGAAAUUGUAUUGUGUGUUUCGUUUUGGUUUCUUCCCCCUUCGACAAGCAGCUACAACAAGCUAUCCUGCACUUGCCUACUUUAGAGCUGUCCAUGGAUACAGCACAAACCAAGAAGUAAAUACAAUAAACCAACAACAGCAACAAGGAAGAAAUCCAAACAACAAACUUGUCUCCAGCAGUAACAAGCAAUAACUCUUUUAGUCAUUUUUGUCUUGUCAGUUUGAACUCCCUCCUUGUUUUUUCUUUUCUUCCCUGAAGACUGUGACCGUCCAAAAAGCAAAUUUCCUUUUUUCUUUUGUAAAUACAAAUAGUUUAUUAAAUUGAUCUUUAAAGAAGAUUUAAAAAAAGGUAGAGCUCAUGGAUAGAACUGUUGCCUCUGUUGCUGUUUGACCUGUGUUUAUUGUGCAUUUUAAAUUUUUGGAAAGAUUUUACCCGCUUCACAGUGGCAGCGAAUGUGGCACGGACACUCUCACUUUGUUCUGGAAACAUUGGGAAGUUUUAUUCUGUCGCUGCCCUGAGAAAGAAAAAUACUUUUUAAAGUGAUAAAAGAUAAUAGAACAACUUCCCAUCCAGUUGCAGAAAACCUCCCAGUAGGACAUCUGGUGGAGAACGCAGAGUUCUUGUGGCACUCCUUUUAUUUAUUAGAGUUUUUCCUCUUGUUUAUUUAAUGUUCAUGAUUUUGGGGAGGAAGCUGUUUGUGGCAUUCCACUGAUGGUGAUCUGUGGAGGAAACGUGUGAAGUGUGCAGGGAAGAAAAAACGGGUGUUUAUGAUGUCAAUGUUCGCCAUCCAGACUCCACUGGCAUUAAGAAUUGCACUUCAACCACACUUCUUUGUCUUUUAUUUUUCUUCUUACACCGCCAUUUUCUCUCUCAUCAAUCUUUUUAUGCCUGAAAGAAAGAAAACACCAUACUUUUAAGUAUUUAUUUCUCAAUCCCUCAAAGAACACAAACAACAGGGAGAAAGAGUUUAACUUAUUUUGGUUCUGUCUUAUUUUACUCUUUAUUUUUGAUGCUUAUUUCUCAUUCCUUAUUCUAAGAAUUGUAUAUUUUAUGGGUCAUUGUUAUUUUUCUCUUUCUUGGGAUGGGUUGGGGAGGUUGGGAGGGGAUAAGAAAUGUAGCCAUUUUGUUUUCUGAUGUUUUAUUCAAUGGACACUUGAAAUGUAAUUGGCCCCUAAGCUGCUCCUAGUGCUGAGCCUCGCCUGGUAAGAGUCACCUUCCUUGUCUGGAGUCCCCGACAAACACAGACCUGAAUGGACUGGAUUGGCUAACAGACAAAAUUGUCUUCUCCUGUUUGGUUGUGUUUGGAGGUGUGUAAUUGAGGGGAUAAUCUCCACACAAGGCUCAUUGAUAGCAAAGACUUCACUGGCAAAUACUGAGCCAGCUACUACACAAUUAAAGGGGUCUCAAACUCCACUCUCCUCUUUUCCGAGGAUUGUAGUUUCUAUUAGAAUUGUAUUUUAGUCAACAAAACGUGUCUUACCUUUACAAUACAAGGCCUCCAAUUGAGGAUAAAAGAUUCACAAAAGAACAAAUCCUUUGCUUUCUCUAAAGGACAUUGUUAAGGUGAAGAGUUUGUGAGCUCUUGAGGAGCUGUGUUGAGGUUGGCACUGAUUUAAAAAGUCACCAUAUUUGGUGCUAGAAUAUAUAUAAAAAAAAAAACAACCACUCUAAAACCACCUCAGAACACCUCAGUGUCCUCUCUUUAUCUCUCUCUCUCUUUGAGGGAUAGUUUACAUUAAUUCUUCCCCUGUUUAAGUUAUUAACCUUCAGAUUCUCUUUGUUUCUGUCUUUUUUUUGUCUUCAUAUGUUGUUUUUAUGAGCCGUCACUGCUGACAGAAAAAAAAGGUCCCAUGUUUGAUGACAAGUAUAUUUAACUGCUCAUACACUGCAAAAACUCCAAUUUAAGUGGGUUCAGUUGUCUCAUUUUGGAUCAAAAAUACUAGAUAAGAUAAUACUUUAUUGAUCCCCAGAGGGGAAAUUCUGGGUAUUUCAUUACACGUACUAUAAGCCAUAGUCCAUGACAAGAUAUGGUAUAAUAGGUGGAAGUGGCGAACAAGCAGUCAUGGCUACGGGCAAUGUAAAACCACCAGAUAGCUUAUCAAGCAUGUUCUUUUUAGACCAGGUAGCAGGGGAGAACAUGCGCACUUCACAUGGAAAGACCCUGUCCAACAGGAAUUUGACCCAGGAACACUCUAGGUGAUGCCGCCUUUUAAAGCAAUUCAAGUCUCAUUGGUUUUUUUUUUUAUCUUAAAUGAACUUUUGACUAAAUGUGGCUCAGUACAAGUGUAAUUGAAUUUUGACUUGAAAUUUGACUCCCAAAAACCCCACUUAGAUAUGAGUUGUUGCAGUGUGGAUGAAAUUCCGCUACAUGUAGUAAAAGUUGUACUAUGAUAGGAGGAUUCUGUUAGUGUUGGGUUUCAUUGUUUAUCACAAAAAAUGUGUGAAAACUCUCUGGAACUCAUUGUCUCCUGUGGCAAACAAGUCUGAGCUUGAAUUCCAAGAAGGGAUAAAACAAUCAAUAAGGACAGAUUUUACUGAAGCCAGGUGUGUUCUCUCUCAUGUGAGUGUUUGUGCGUGCAUGCUCCGUGUUCUUACUGAGGCUGAGUGUAAGAGAGACACCUGGUCCAUGACGUGUCUGCACUGAUCUCAGUGGGCUCUUCAGACUUGUGAUUUGUCAUAAAAAAGAUAAGUCUGUCCAGUAGAAAGCGUAAAAACUGAAGGCUCUGUUACAUAAUUUGCAGAUAUAUUUUUUGCAGAGUUAAACUGUCAUAACUGCAGACUGCUCAUGGAUCAGCCCGAGUUAUUCUAGUUUCUGGCUGUGCUGCAGAUUCAACACAAUAUCAUAUCUUCAUAAGCUGGUGAUCACAAAGCUAUAUUUUUACCUCUGUGUUUCAGGUUAGGUGUAGACAUGUGCACCAUACUCCGGUUCAGGUCAGGGUUUAACUUUCCCAGGAAUGUUGAGUUCAGAUUUGCAGCUUGGCCAGAAGUGUACCAGCUCCAACAAAGUGGGAGUUGCAGUAUUUUUUUAUUUUUUUCAGUAAGCCACACUCCAUGCUGGCGUCGGUCUCACAGGAAGUUGACUUUCUAGCCCAAACAGACGAGUAGGGAGUCCUCCUGAUGUUCUGAACCUGUGGCCAUCCUUUGUAAAACAUGCAGUCUGAUGGUGAUGAUGAUUCUAGCUGUGUAAGUUGAAGAUGCAAUACUUACAAUAAAAACACCAAGAUUUUCA
Molecule: messenger RNA, 5271 nt
Organism: Cheilinus undulatus (humphead wrasse)
Lineage: Eukaryota; Metazoa; Chordata; Actinopteri; Labriformes; Labridae
Gene: mxi1
Product: max interactor 1, dimerization protein
Exons: 6
Coding region: 424-1107 (227 amino acids)
Biological process (GO): regulation of transcription by RNA polymerase II
Molecular function (GO): protein dimerization activity; DNA-binding transcription factor activity, RNA polymerase II-specific; RNA polymerase II cis-regulatory region sequence-specific DNA binding
Source: RefSeq, a predicted model, not a curated record